ACCGGAGUUGGGUGCUUGCUGUAUUGUACUGCGCAAAACCCAAAGUCCGGAUUUGUGCCUGACGUCAUGGGUAGCCAUUAGAUUCGUUCGUUGACAGUUGGGACACAGUGCGAAUUGCUAAAGCAUCAGCAUCCUCGUACCACGGCCGUACAAGCUGCAGAAACGAAAUAGAAAACAUGUCGAGUUGACCGUUAUCCAUCGCAAGGCCUGGUUUUUCUCAUAAACCGGCCCCGAAACGCACCGCAGUGAAGCAAAUAAUGCGUUGCGAAGUGAAUGGAUUAAUUGCUUUCUUGUGAAAAGGACGUUCUUGCUUGUCUGAAACAACCAUUCCAUCGUUCCGGCGACAACGGCAGCCCCUCGGGGCUUUUGGUAAAGCAGCAAGGACAAAAACUAAUCCGUGGAUCGAGCAGAGCUAGGCUAUAGUUGACACUGGCAUGGAACCAUAGAAAUAUCGAUAAUAAAAAUGGAAACGGAAUAGAGGGCUUCUUAAAAAUAUAUAAUAUUUUUUUAUGUUCAUUAAUUCAAGGUUUUAUUUUCUGUGGCAAUGGGAUCUUUGACCAGCAGACAGAAUGCAGGAGUGGAAGAGGUCGAUAUACCGUCUAACUCGGUAUACCGCUAUCCCCCUAAAUCUGGAAGUUACUUUGCUAGCCACUUCAUCAUGGGAGGAGAGAAGUUUGACUCCACCCACCCCGAGGGAUACCUGUUCGGAGAGAACACUGACCUGAACUUCCUGGGAACCAGACCAGUUGGGUUCCCAUAUGCAGCUCCUCCUCCCCAGGAGCCAGUGAAGACACUACGAAGCCUUAUAAACAUUCGUAAGGACACGCUGAGGCUUGUACGGUGUAGUGAAGACCUGAAGCUGCCAGGAGAGGAUGUGGCUGGGAAAAGCAGAGCUUGUUACAACAUAGAGUUCAUCUUUGAUGCUGACACACAGGUGGCAAUGACUAUCUACUAUCAAGCUGUAGAGGAAUUCCACAAUGGUGUGCCAAUUUACCUUCCUCAAGACGGGUCUCUGCAGUCAGAGACAGUCCACUUUAAGAGAGGAGUCUGUCAGCAGUUCUGUCUGCCCUCACAUUCCCUCAACCUGUCCGAGUGGGCUGAUGAGGAGUUGCUGUUUGACAUGGAAAAGGAUGUGUUUCCUAUGGUUGUUCACGCCACCGUGGAUGAGGGGGAUGAUCACAUGGGUCACUCCCAUGUCCUUCUGGCCACCUUUGAAAAGCACAUGGACGGAAGCUACUGUGUCAAACCUCUAAAGCAAAAACAAGUGGUGGAUGGAGUAAGUUACCUCCUUCAGGAGAUCUACGGCAUCGAGAACAAGUACAACAGCCAGGAAUCAAAGGUUGCAGAGGAUGAGAUCAGUGAUAACAGUGCAGAGUGUGUGGUGUGCCUGUCGGAUGUCCGGGACACACUCAUCCUACCCUGCAGACAUCUGUGUCUCUGCAACGCCUGUGCCGACACUCUCCGUUACCAGGCCAACUGCUGCCCCAUCUGCAGACUGCCAUUCCGGGCCCUACUGCAGAUCCGGGCUAUGAGGAAGAAGCUGAGCCCUCUGUCUCCUGCUGGGUUUAACCCGGUCAUCACCUCCCAGACCUCAGAUUCAGAGGAACACUCCGCCUCGGACCACAUCCCUCCAGGUUAUGAGGCCGUUUCCCUCCUGGAGGCUUUGAAUGGGCCUCUGAGUGUCUCCCCCUCGGCCCCCCCUCUUCAGGAACUCUCAGGGGGCCAUGUCUCUGGAAUCCUCCCCGCCUACAGCAGUGAGACCCGCCCCCCCCCAGCACGCUCCCCCCUGGACCACUCCAACUCCAGCCAGGGACUCAAACUGAAGAAGAGUGGGUCCAAAUCUCUCUCCCAGAAUUCUUCAAUGCUGCCAGAGGAGGAGGAUGAGAAGUCAGAGCAGAGUGAGUCAGAUGUUCAGGCUCGCCGAAAACAACAACCAGAGAAUGGUGUAACUCCAGAGAGUGAAAAUUUGACUCUAUCCUCAUCUGGAGCCAUAGACCAGUCGUCCUGUACUGGGACUCCUUUCUCCUCUACCAUCACCUCUCCUGAAGAUCCAGUGAGCAGUAGUCUGGCCCAGUCUGUCAUGUCCAUGGCUUCGUCCCACAGCCAACACUCCCAGAUCAGCACUGACACCAUGUCGUCCAUGUCUGGUUCCUACCUGGCUGGGCUGGAAGGGGUGGCAGGGGCCGAAGAGGGGGGUGAGGCAGAGGGGGAUGAAAUCCAGGACGCACCCAUGGAAAGCCGUGGACCCUCCCAGCAGGAUGGGGAGGAACCUAUAGAGCCAAAAGAACCAAACUUCUCAUUUGCAGUGUCAGAAGAGCGGGAUUCAGAGGGAAAUGAUGUCACAGAGGAAGACUGCCCCUCUCCUUCAGAUGAGAAGGGUGGGCGGAGCAGGUGUCCAGAGUUGGCCAAUAACAAUCAGGGCGUCGCCCUCUGCGACACGCCUUGUUUGGGGGGGCUGGACAAUGAGCAGGUCCCCGACAGCCGAUUCGCCGGUCGGAUGUUUCUUGGAGGCUAUCGGUCAAUGUUAGAGCCCCUCCCUCACCAUGUCUCGACCAGUAAUAUCAACCUGGAGGACCAAGGGGUAGAGAAGAGGGAUGGCCAGAGUCCAAGACACACCCCUGGCACACCACGCCAUGGACCACUCAUUCUAUGACCCGCCGAGUUCUGACCUUAUAACUGAAUUAUGUUUUCCCGCCACCUCAUAAUUCUGCCAGACUUCCAACAUUGUUCACCUUUCCUGAGGCAGUGUCCGUCUUGAACCAUCCGUCUCCUGUUUUUCCUCUAGGUUUAAGAGAAAGAGAAUGUACUGAAUCCAACCAGGAAGUCUUAAAAAAGAUUUAACCAACCCACAGUCUGAAAGGUUUCGGACCACACUGCCCUGCCACCUCCUUUCGUGUGAUAAUGGCUUUCUUGUAUUUUGUGUCAUUGGUUGCACCUCUGGGACUUCUCUUACUCCUACCAAUGAACCAAUCAGGGGUCUCUGAUCUAGUUCAUUGCAUUAUAGUGUUGCGCUAUAAUGACAACAUUCAACUUCACUAGAUUACCCGACUGGAAUCUCCUACUCCAUUCCACAAACCUGCAUUCUGUUCCUGGUUUUGCAAGCAGCUCCCUUAUCUCUCCAAUCACCGGUACUCAGCAGUGUUCUUCCACAACUACCUGUCUGUAUAGGAAAGUGAUGGGAACCUGUCUGUAUAGGAAAGUGAUGGGAACCUGUCUGGAUAGGAAAGUGAUGGGAACCUGUCUGGAUAGGAAAGUGAUGGGAACCUGUCUGGAUAGGAAAGUGAUGGGAACAUAUCUGGAUAGGAAAGUGAUGGGAACCUGUCUGAAUAGGAAAGUGAUGGGAACCUGUCUGGAUAGGAAAGUGAUGGGAACCUGUCUGGAUAGGAAAGUGAUGGGAACAUAUCUGGAUAGGAAAGUGAUGGGAACCUGUCUGAAUAGGAAAGUGAUGGGAACCUGCCUGAAUUAGACAGGCCUUUUCAGCUAACAGAGUUGCAGUGCAUGGUGGUGAAUUAGGGAUUUGAGUCCCUGAUAAUGUAUGAUAACAAUGGAGGAUGUGUAACAGAGUUGUUUUUGGGGUUAUAGACUAUAGUGGAAUGACCUCUGAACACACAACAGUUUUUUUACAUUUGGACUUGCUGAUCUAAAGAUCCAUUAAAGCAAUAAAGAUAUCUGUACAUAAGUAAACCCCACUCACACGCAAUAGACAAGCCUGAACCUUCUUCUCAUUUUUGUGAAUACCUUUAGAUUGUUUAAUUUGAUAUGACAAUGUUGUCCCAGGUUCUGUGUUUUAUUUGUGGUUGUUUAUUAUUUGGUUAUUAUGCUAAACUAAUAAUGGUUUUGAGGAGAAAAAACUACCAAAUGGGACAAUGGCACCAACACAGAAUACACUUCCAGCUGUUACCAGGGUUUGACACUUCCAGCUGUUACCAGGGUUUGACACUUCCAGCUGUUACCAGGGUUUGACACUUCCAGCUGUUACACAAUUUGCAGCGCAUGAGGCGAUUGUAAAGUAAAGCAUGGUAGUCUACUUCAGUCACCCCUACAGAAUACCAUGUGAUGUCCCUCUGACCUUUAGAGUCACCCCUACAGAAUACCAUGUGAUGUCCCUCUGACCUUUAGAGUCACCCCUACAGAAUACCAUGUGAUGUCCCUCUGACCUUUAGAGUUAGCCCUAUAUAAUACCAUGUGAUUUCCCUCUAACCUUUAAAGUUAACCCUACAGAACACCAUUUGAUGUCCCUCUGACCUUUAGAGUUAACCCUACAAAAUAUCAUGUGAUGUCCAUCUUAUGUCGCAUUUCCAUUGGUGCUCUACCCUAGUACCAGGGCUACAUUGGUGAUUUUUGCUAAUGUUGGUUCUAGACUUUUCUGUUUCCACUAUACAUUUGUUACCAAGGACUUAAGGAGGUGCUCAGGUGGGGAGGUAGGACUAAACUAUGAACGUGAUUUGUUUUUUCCGGUUCCGAAAAAUAAAAGGCGAUACUUUUCUGUUAGUAAAAUAAAAUAAACAAUAACGCCAUGCUCAAUUUGUUUACGGCGUUUGAACUUGAGUAAUAAAAUCAAUUACUCCACAAACUCCUGUGACCUGCUCUUUCUCCGCUUACACCCCAUGACGCUGCAACUGUAAGCCAGUGUAUUCAUUAUUUAGUUUAAUAAGUAUUUUGUCCAAACUAUUUACCUCUGAUUUGGCAGAAUUCUGAGAUAACUUUGCAUUGUUAUAUGUUCUAUUGAGUCAAUGGCAUCGUAUCACCUUUGGUGGUUCCAACUCUUUCUGUUGUUAGUCUUUGCAUCCCUGUACUGUUGCUUUAUUUUCUUUAUUUUAUCAGGGAUCUGUCUGUUAGAUCAAAUGAAAACCAUUACGAGAAGACCAAAGCAAACAAUACACAUGCCGCAUUUUCACAGCCCGUAAAGUGUCAACCCGCAAACCCUGGCACCAGUGGAAACAAGGCAUUAGUUCUGAUCUUUAGAGUUAAGUUUAACAUUACAGAACACCAUGUGAUGUCCGCCUGACUUCUGAUCUGUAGAGUUGGGGUUAACAUUACAGAAUACCACAUGAUGUCACACUGACCUUUAGAGUUAGGAUUUACCCCAUAGAAUACUACAUUUCAUGUCCGUCUAAACUUUAGAGUUAGGGUUAACCCUAUAGAUCACCAUUUGAUGUCCCACUGACCUUUCUGUGUUGUUGUUGUAUAGGUCACGUUUCUUAGCUUCACUGUCACUGAUUGACAGAUGUCAAUAACGUGAUGUUGUUAGUUAUAUACCUGUCCGGAUAGUCUAAGCACCAAACCAGAAGUGUUCAACUGAUCCACAACCAUUCAAUGUAUUUUACCUUUUGCAGAGCUAGCACACCUUAUUAGACGUCAAGCCCUUGAUUAGUGAAUCAGGUGUGCUUGUUUAGGGCUACAAAAACAUUUUGUAAUAUCUUGUGUUUCCUGAGAAGAUGGUUGAAGACCUCAGCUCAAAACUCAGCCAUUGUCUCCAAAUGGUGCAACUUUGACCAAUUCCCCAUAUGAUAAUAAUAUAAUACCUUAAAUUAUAUGAUGACCAGAGCCCUAUUCCCUGUAAAGGAGUAGUGAGCCAUAAUGUUGAAUACGGUGUAAUUUGUGAUCCAUAUAUUAUGUAGAAGACACAGGACAGAGGUCCUCUUCUUAUCCUGGUCUACAGGCUGUCCCCUUCAGCUCAUACACCUCUCUCACCAAGGGAACAUGGUUCACUUUUUUAGAAUUCUGAUUUAAAAUGUCAAUUACAACAAAAGAAAUAAAGAUUCUUUCCAACAAAAGUUA
Molecule: messenger RNA, 5781 nt
Organism: Esox lucius (northern pike)
Lineage: Eukaryota; Metazoa; Chordata; Actinopteri; Esociformes; Esocidae
Gene: rnf157
Product: ring finger protein 157
Exons: 18
Coding region: 545-2653 (702 amino acids)
Biological process (GO): protein ubiquitination
Cellular component (GO): cytoplasm
Molecular function (GO): ubiquitin protein ligase activity
Source: RefSeq, a predicted model, not a curated record